Molecule: messenger RNA, 1612 nt
Organism: Galleria mellonella (greater wax moth)
Lineage: Eukaryota; Metazoa; Arthropoda; Insecta; Lepidoptera; Pyralidae
Product: peroxisomal membrane protein 2
Exons: 4
Coding region: 189-746 (185 amino acids)
Cellular component (GO): membrane; cytoplasm
Source: RefSeq, a predicted model, not a curated record
AUAACCUUUAACUAACCUAACUAUAUGUUUAUUAUGUUAAUGUCUACAUAGUUGAUAAAUGUUAUCAAAUAAUAAUAAUAAUUGACUAUUCAUUUAUCAUUGAGCGAAUGCGACGUGUGUGUAUACAUACAUAUCGUUGGGUGCUGCCGUGAUAAUUUGUUUAUAGGACCUAUUGUGAAUCAAUCAAAAUGUCUCUAUCGAAGCCUAUUAUGAAAUUAUUGUCAUCUUAUUUCCAGAAUCUAUAUUUACAUCCCAUUAGAACAAAAUCUAUAACAAGCUGCGUGGUGGGUGUAACAGGCAGUGUAGCAUCACAGUUACUGGAUGGCGGCCGAAUUAGGCUAGAUCCCGUUUUGGCUUUUGGACUUUAUGGAUUAUUAUUUGGUGGAUCUAUUCCUCAUUUCUUUUAUGGAGCACUGGAGGGACUGUUUCCGGAAGAUGUAGUCGCAUUCCCAAUAGCAAAGCAACUGUUAUUCGAAAGAUUACUGUUUGCUCCCUUCAUGCAAGCGUUCUCCCUGUACACGUUAGCCAGAUUUGAAGGCAAAAACCAUGCAGCGGCAUUGAAACAAUUGCAAGUUUUAUAUUGGCCUAUUUUACAAGCAAAUUGGAGAUGGUUAACUAUAUUCCAAGUAAUCAAUUUGGCCUUUGUGCCUUCGAUGUUACGGGUACUCUUCAUGAAUUUAGUUGGACUGGGUUGGUGCAUAUUUUUAGCAACAAAAAGACGUCAGCAAUCUCAGAAAAAAGAAUAAGCAUGAUCAGAAUUGGUCAUUUACAACAGGGUGGUGGAUGUGAAUAAUUUCAAUUACUAUCAUAGGGACUGGAAACCUUGUCAUAAUCACUUGCUUACGAUACAGCGGUAUCUUUCCAUCCACUGUAUCAUAUACUAUCUCGUUAUCGAAUUGUUAAUUUGAUAUAAUUAAUCGAAAGCAUUUGAUAGAAAAAAAAGUCCAUAAACGUCCAAAAGUAGGCCUUUUAGAAGAUGCUCAAACAACGAAAUCACAUCACUGAUUUUGUAUAAAAAAUAAGUAUAAAUAAGUAGGUACUGGGAUUCUUACUUUAAAUAAAUGCAUAGUUGUCAUGCAAAUUUUAGAAUAAAACAUUCCUCAACUAUGUUAAUCGCUUACUAUUUCUGCAUUUGUAGAAGAUAAAUAUAUUUUUGUAAGACUAAUAUAGGUGUAAAUAAGAAUGAUGCAAUUCUUUUUAUAUUAAUUUAUUUGACAACAGCAAUUGAAUCCAUUAAAUCGUUAGAUAUUUUGUCUAAUAUAUUCUGUGUAAUCGUCUAAGUAUAUGCUGUUAUUAUCAAAUCGAAUCAAUUCUUUCGUUUAGCGGUGCAAGAUAUUUGUUAUAUUUACAAAGUUUUAGGGAAAUCAAUCUCCAAAAUACUGGUUGACAAUAACCGAAUAAAAUUAUAAAUUAAUAAGUCGGAAUUGUUCCACGUGGGUGUAUGUAGCAUAGAUAUAUCGCAUGAUUUUUUUACAAGUUAUAAAAAAUAUGGGUAUGAGGAUCGAGAUGAUUUCCCUUUAAACUGUAUAAAUAUAUAUAUAUGUAUAAAUGUUGAUACAUUUACAAUUUAUACAUUACGAUAAUUUUAUAAUAAAUAUUGUUGUCGUUACAA